Glycine soja is the source of this 819-nucleotide messenger RNA. RefSeq lists its product as uncharacterized. Lineage: Eukaryota; Viridiplantae; Streptophyta; Magnoliopsida; Fabales; Fabaceae. The coding region runs from base 351 to 788 and encodes 145 amino acids. The record is from RefSeq and is a predicted model, not a curated record. The transcript has 5 exons.
UCACUACCCCAAAUGUCUACCACAUUAGGAGCUUGCAUGGGCUCGAACAAGAUUAUCAACCCACGACCAUGUAUUGCCCAAUUAAACAACAACAAUAAGAGUAGUCAUUUCAGCAACUUAGUUGAAAAUCACCAAAUUACCAAAGGUACGUUGUUUCCAUAUGCAUUUGUUGGAAAAAAGAGGUCCAUAAUAGAGUUAUGGAAACAGUGCCAAAAUGAAAAAUGGAAAGCACGGGCCGGGGAAAAUCCUGAGUUCCUGUCACAUUCAGAUGUAGAGAGCGUUGUCAAAGAGUUUUACGAUGCCUUCAAUAAAAAAGACAUUGAAAAAUUGAAGCAAUUAGUUUCAGAUGAAUGCGAGUACCAGGAUUACCUCUUCAACAUUUUCUCUUUCUUCCUGUCAAAUUGCGUUUAAUAAAUACGGAACACGUCAUAGAAUUUUGGCAGGAGGUAAUGGAUGCGUUGGGUCCAAAUAUUAAAAUUGCUGUGGUAGAGGGAGGUAUCAGAGUGGAAGAUGUGAGGGUGGAAGAAGUCAAAGUGAAAGAUGUCAAAGAGAGCAAACCUAUGGCUACUGUGUUUUGCCACUUCGAGUGGGGGGACGACAAAAAGAAACUGCCCUUCACAAAAGGAUGCAGAUUCUUUUGGUUUAGAGAAGAUAAAGAAGGAAGGUUGAUUAUUAGCAAGGUAACCGGCUUGGAGGAACUUCCACUAAAACCAGGUGAACUAGUAUUGCAUUGCUUAACUCUCCUGCCUUUCAAGACGAUUGAUAGCACACAUGAAACCGAGUAUUAGACAUAAAAUUAAUUUAGUUAGUUAUUAGAAG